Molecule: messenger RNA, 4081 nt
Organism: Saccostrea echinata
Lineage: Eukaryota; Metazoa; Mollusca; Bivalvia; Ostreida; Ostreidae
Product: exocyst complex component 7-like
Exons: 22
Coding region: 51-2150 (699 amino acids)
Biological process (GO): exocytosis
Cellular component (GO): exocyst
Molecular function (GO): phosphatidylinositol-4,5-bisphosphate binding
Source: RefSeq, a predicted model, not a curated record
CAACAUUGACUAAUUAUUGGGUGUAGAGGAAAAUAAAUAAAUUUGACAGGAUGAGUACGACAAGCAUUCAGAAAGCAGAUAUUGACAAUAAACUUGAAAGGGAGAAGAAUAAUUUGCUAAAUUUGAAGGAAGCCUUAAAUAAGAGCAACACCAACACUAACAACAUGCUGACAAUUCUGCAGAGCUUUGAAAACCGUCUCAGGAAACUGGAAAAUACAGUAGAGCCUGUAUAUAAUGAAACUGAAAUGUUGAGAAGAAGACAAGAACAUAUAGAAAAGACUAUGGUAACCCUUGACAAUGUGCUGGGCUACUAUCAUGUUGCAAAAGAAGUUGAGGAAUUCAUAAAAGAAGGGCCUCACAAUUGUGGAUUAGAGAAGUAUCUAUCAAUCAUGGACAGAUUAGUGCAGGCUCAUAACUAUUUCAACAAACAUAACCCAACCAGCCUGGAGCUUACAGAUGUGAUCCGUAUGUAUGAUGAUGGGAAGGAGGCUUUAGUGAUUGAGUUCAGGAACCUGCUGGGCAGACAUUGUAGGCCUGUACCUCCAGUCAUGAUCCUCGACAUGAUUUCAACAGAUGAGGAGCUACAGGGAUCAGAUGAUAAAUCUGAUAUCCAGCUGGAGCAUUUACCGGAGAAAAUUCUGAAUGAACUUGGCCUGAUCUCCUCUUGGCUUUUCAAUAACACUAAGAAUACAGAGUAUAUGAAGGACUAUACCAAAGCUAGAUCAUCCAUGCUGAUCAGAUCUCUGCAAGGGUUAAAGGACCACCUGAAGACAUCCACAGGCAGCAGUGUGUCACUGUUUACUAUGGGAGGAUCUCCUGCUCAGGCUGGUAAGAUGAAAGCUUCCAAAGAUACACCAGGCAGAAAGAGCUACAGGAAAAUGGCCCAUUCCUUUAAAAGAAGGGCAGCCACAGCACUAAUGCAGUCUCCGUUUGAUCCCGGACACAGGAGACAGGGUUCACACACUGAUAUCCCAAAGGAGGAAAAUCUGGAGGUGGAAGUGGACAUUUACAUCACAGAGUUAUCUGCUCUUCUUAAGCUCAUUCAGAGUGAGGCUCAGUUGAUGUCAGGUAUCAUUGCAGACAAGCACCACAGACAAGUGUUUGAUAACAUUAUACAGGAAGGCCUGGAUGCUGUUGUCAAAAAUGGAGAAUUGUUAGCAAAGAAUGCAAAGAAAAGUAUAGAAAAACAUGACUUCAUCAAUGUUCUGUCUGUAUUCCCUGUGGUUCGACAUUUGAGGUCCAUCAAACCAGAAUUUGAUCUCACUCUAGAGGGAUGUGCCACACCCACCAGAGCUAAACUGACUUCUUUGCUAUCCACUUUAGGCAGUACGGGUGCAAAAGCUUUAGAAGAAUUUGCUGUUAGCAUCAAGACUGACCCAGAGAAGGCAUCAAUGCCUAAAGAUGGAACAGUGCAUGAAUUAACAAAUAGGACCAUCAUAUUCCUUGAACCACUCCUAGAUUAUGCGGAUACUGCGGGGGCUAUGUUACUCCUUCAUGGAGAACAAGCAGCUCCUUCAGAAGCUGUUGAUGCUAAAAAGAGUAAACUUAAACUUGCAGACUAUAUCACAAAAACCCUCUCAGCUCUGGGUCUGAACUUGAGCAAUAAAGCAGAGACUUACAGUGACCCAACCCUGAGACCAGUCUUCAUGCUGAAUAAUUAUCACUAUAUACUGAAGUCACUCAAAAGAUCUGGUUUAUUGGAUCUUAUUCAUACGUGGAAUAAAGAUGUGGGACAAUUUUAUGAGGACAGAAUCAAUGAACAAAAGAAAUCAUAUUCUGAAAGUUGGAGUAGAGUGAUGCAUUAUAUCACUGAGGUCAAUGAACCAAUAUCUCAGCAAAGAAUACAAGCCAUGGAGUCCAGCAAAGAAAGGUUGAAAGACAAGGAAAAGCAAAACAUCAAAGACAAAUUUUCUGGUUUCAACAAAGAAUUGGAGGACAUUCUACGAAGUCAGAAAGGAUAUGCCAUUCCAGAUCCAGAAUUACGUGAACAAAUGAAGAAAGACAACAAAGACUUUAUCAUUCCUUCUUACAGAAUGUUCCUGGAUAAAUAUAAAAGACUAAACUUUACUAAAAACCCCACUAAGUACAUUAAAUACUCCGUACAGGACGUGGCAGAGGUGGUGGAUAAACUGUUUGAUAUGUCUGCUUAAUUCUUCUUUCAAUUGUAAUUCGACAUAUGUAACAAUUUGUUUUUCUUUGAGCACUUGUGAUAAUAUGAAUACUAAGCAUGUACAGGUCUCCGUUUACAUUUACUCAUGUAUUGCAGAUGAGAAGUGAGUAAAAUGAAAAUAACAUAUAUACCCGGUAAACAAAAAAUGCAACUAAGAAAAAGACAUGCUCUUUAUUUUAUCAAGAUCUUAAAAAUAUUAUUGUUAAAAAAUACAAACUUUAGAAAAAUUGGAUAUCGCGCAAUGAAAAAUGUAAAAUAACUUUUGGUCUUCAUAUUAUUGAUAAAUAAAACUGUUAACACAAUGCAACACUCUGAAGCAACUCGUUGAUAAGAAGGGGCAGAUGUGUUAAAAAACUAUAAUGUGUUACAAAAUAUAUGAUUUUAAGGAUAGCCUCCGUUGAGAAUUAAGUUCAUUGAACUCUGCUUAAACAAUUACUUUAAACACAAUAGAGUGCCAUCAGGACAUCUGUUUUUUAGCUCACCUCGACAAAGUCAAGAUGAGCUUAUGCUAUACCGGCGGCGUUGGCGUCCCGGUUAAAGUUUUAGGAGCAAGUCCAUUCCCAAGUAACUAUAAGCCCCACCUGGACCAAACUUGCAUGGAUGAUGCAUCUAGGGAUGAACACUACCACACUUGCUUUGGAUGCUGGAUCUGACCUAGAUUUUCCAGAUGAGUGACCAGGUUAAAGUUUUUUGGAGCAGGUCCAUACCUAAGUAACUAUAAGCCCUACCUGGACCAAACUUGCAUGGAUGAUGCAUCUAGGGAUGGACACUACCACACUUGCUUCGGAUGCUGGAUCUGACUUAGAUUUUCCAGAUGAGUGACCAGGUUAAAGUUUUUGGAGCAGGUCCAUUCCCAAGUAACUUUUAGCCCUACCUUGACCAAACUUGCAUGAAUGAUGCAUCUAGGGAUGGACACUACCACACUUGCUACAGAUGCUGGAUUUGACCUAGAUUGUCCAGAUGAGUGACCAGGUUAAAGUUUUUGGAGCAGGUCCAUUCCGAAGUAAAUAUUAGCCCGACCUUGAACAAACUUGCAUGGAUGAUGCAUCUAAGAAUGGACACUACCACACUUGCUUCGGAUGCUGGAUCUGACUUAGAUUUUCUAGAUGAGUGACCAGGUUAAAGUUUUUGGAGCAGGUCUAUUCCCAAGUAACUAUUAGCUCUACCUUGAACAAACGUGCAUGGAUGAUGCAUCUAGGGAUGAACACUACCACACUUGCUUUGGAUGCUGGAUCUGACCUAGAUUUUCCAGAUGAGUGACCAGGUUAAAGUUUUUUGGAGCAGGUCCAUACCUAAGUAACUAUAAGCCCUACCUGGACCAAACUUGCAUGGAUGAUACAUAUUGGGAUGUACGCUGAUCAACCUGCUUCGGAUGAUGGAUUCGACCUAGAUUUUGCACAUGAGUGAAUUUUAGCCAUAAUUUAACCAAACUAGCAUGGAUGAUUUAGCUAGGGAUGGUCACUUCCAGACUUGCUUUGGAUUCUGAAUCUGACCCACAUUUUCCAGAUGAGUGAUCAGGAUAAUUUUUUUGGAGUAGCUGUAUAACAUUAUGGCCUGUUAUGAUUAAAUUUGCAUAGAUGGUGCAUCUAAGGAUGAAAACUUCCAGACUUACUUUGGAUGUUGGUGGAACUGACCAAAAUUUUCUUGAUUAAUAAACAGGAUAAACUUUUUUGAACAGGUCUAUUUCCAAGUAACUAUAAUGUUGUACUUAAACCAAACUUGCAUGGAUAUUGAUCUUGGGAUGUACACUAAAAAAAAAAAAAGAAUAUGCUGUGAAAUUUGCCUUACUUAAAGAUACAUGUAAUAUUCGUCGAGGUGAGCUUCGUAAUCGUUAAUUACCUAUGUUUGUCUUGUGCAAUAUUUUAUAGAAUUUUUUAAAAUUAUCUUAAUUAAAAGAAGUAUGAAAUUUAA